Zasmidium cellare ATCC 36951 is the source of this 1161-nucleotide messenger RNA. RefSeq lists its product as uncharacterized. Gene Ontology annotation, molecular function: peroxidase activity. The transcript is spliced from 6 exons. The record is from RefSeq and is a predicted model, not a curated record. Bases 1 to 1161 code for a protein of 386 amino acids. NCBI's taxonomy places the organism in Eukaryota, Fungi, Ascomycota, Dothideomycetes, Mycosphaerellales, Mycosphaerellaceae.
AUGGCGUCAACACUGCUUCUGCCUCUCGGAACAACUGCGGUGCUGGCUUUGCUUGCAAGACUUUCAAUGCCCAGGAGCAGCGUUAAUGAUAUCCGAGGCCGAUGCCCAGGUCUCAAUGCUGCAGCCAACCAUGGAUACAUUCCAAGGAACGGUAUCUUGAACAUGGAGCAGACCAACGGCUUGUUCACCAUGUUCGGCAUGGGAAUCGACGUUUUUCAGUUCCUUGCCGCUUACUCCAUUGCCUUCGACGGAGACUUCACCACUCUGACCUGGUCCAUCGGUGGUCCGCUGCCGGCGAACGCCGUCAACUCCCUCUUGGGUGUGCCCCAAGGCGAUGGUUGGUCUCACAACAACUACGAGGGUGACACUUCCAUCACUCGGUGCGACGCUUACACCAAUGGUGGUGAUGCUCAUUCUUCGUCUCCGACCCGCUUCUUAUACGCGUACCAGUCUGGCAUGGAUAACGAUCGAUACACUAUGGACAAGUUCGCUCGUCUCUAUGCUAAGAACACCCAUCGAUCUAUCCAGCAGAAUGCUCGCUACUUUGCUCCACUCUUCUCAACGACGAUUGUCAGCCCUGCUGCGCACAACUUCGUCAUUGCCUUCAUGAGCAAUCACUCGCAAGCUGAGCCAGGUGGCUACCUCACCGGCGACCACUUCAAGACCUGGUUCGCAUAUACCGGCAACUACCCCAACUUCAAGUGGGUGCCAGGUACUGAGCGCAUGCCAAAGAACUGGUACAAGCGUCCGUUGCUCGAACCUUACAACGCAGCUGCCGUUAUCGCCGACGACGUUGUCGAGUUCGCUGCGUAUCCAGAUACCUUCCGUUUCGGAGGAAACACCGGUGGAGUCAACACAUACACCGGCAUCGAUAUCAACAACAUCACAGGAGGCGUCUACAACUCCAAGAACCUGUUCACGGGCAACAACUUCGCCUGCUUCGUCUUCUCCAACCAGCAGCAAGCCAUCCCUCAAGCCCUCAAGGGUCUCGUCAACAACGUUGCCGCCGCCACGCAGCUUAUCUUCAAUAACUUCCCGGCUUCCAUCGGCAGCAGCCUCAAGUGCCCACAGCUUGCGCAGUAUGACAACAGUAUCUUUGAUCCGUAUGAGGGUGCUGGGGAUAGCUGGAUGGCGCCGAAGACUGGGCCUAAGAACUGCUAA